This is a messenger RNA of Uloborus diversus, 1526 nucleotides long. RefSeq lists its product as uncharacterized. Gene Ontology annotation, cellular component: nucleus. The transcript has 5 exons. The record is from RefSeq and is a predicted model, not a curated record. The coding region runs from base 123 to 647 and encodes 174 amino acids. NCBI's taxonomy places the organism in Eukaryota, Metazoa, Arthropoda, Arachnida, Araneae, Uloboridae.
GACAGUUGUAGGAAAUUGGUUUUCCUUCUUGCUCGUGAGUUCGUGACUCAGCCGUUGAAAUCACUCGUCUGGCUCUGCUUCGGACAAUUUGAAGAGAAAUACAUCAAAGAAUUACUUUCAAAAUGACUUCUACGGAGUUCAACAUCGGUUAUGAUGGAUCCAGAGCUUCCUCGAAAGUAUUGAAACCUCCUGGUGGUGGAUCUAGUGAUAUAUUUGGGCUUGGGGCUGCUCAUUAUGCAACUAAUGGAGAAAAACCAAAGCAACAGAGUAAUAGCACUCAAGAUAGAUUAUUUGGGAAUUCUAAUGCUGAUCUUUCAACUCCAUCUAAAGCCAAUCAUAAAACGAAAUCUAAUAUUUUUGAAAAUGGCUCAGAAUCUGUGCAGAGAUCAGUGAAGAAAAAAUAUGUUCGUCGUAAUCCAAUUACUGGGGAAGAAAUAGUAAUAGAAAUUGAUGGAGAAAGAUCUCAGAUGCCUGAAAGUGAUACAGGGGAAAAUAAAACUGAAGAAAAUAAUGUGGAAGAAAAUAACUUAAAGGUUACUGAUGAGAAAAUGACUGAAGAGAAAGCAUCUGAACUUUCAACAAGACAUGUUCAAACGAGCAUUCGUAUUAGAAAUCCUCCAGGAGGGAAAUCAUCUGGAAUCUUUUAGCUUAAUAUUGAAUAUCACUACAAAAAUCUUUUAUAUUCAUGUACUAUAUUCCAGUUAUUUGUGCUAAAAUUUUUACUCCUUAUUGUGCCAGUUUUUUCAAUAUUGUGUUGUCCUUGAAGAUAUCAUUUACAAGUUUUUUAAAAUCUACUGAUUUUUUUUGAAGAAAUCUUUUUAAGUGUAAUCCGCAAUCUUCAGUUCUAAAAUUUGUUUAUAGUAUGAAUUGUUUGACUUCUGAGAUUUUGGAGCUUAUUUAAUAUUUUAGAAAUGUUAUUCUAAGUAUUUAUACAAACAUAAUGUUUUAAUGCGUUUUUCAGAAGUAUUUAAUGCCUUUGGCAUAUUAUCCUAUUACGGAUAUAAAAUGUAUAUAUUCAGCAGCUUCCUUACACCUUGAAAAACUAGGCUUUUAAUCACAGUAAUCAGUAUUAUAUGUAUAAACAUAUCUUUUCUUCAUGGUGACCUAAUUUGGUUCCUAUAUUUAUAAUUUGUAGAUUUCAAGUUCAUGCAAUUGUGAAUUUCCUAUUGUCAUUUAGAAAGUAUAUCAAAUUUAAAUUGUCUUGAUGCAAAAUAAUUAAAAUUACCUCAUAAAAAAAAUCCUGCUUGUCUUAUAGAAAUGUUUUGUUGUGAAAGAUUUGUUUUUUUUUUUUUUUUUAAAUUUAUAUGUGAAAUUGAGUUUGCACUAGAUUCUUUUGUUUGGCUUUGAUGUACAUGCCAAUAAGAAGUCUUCUAGACCAAAUACCAUGUUGCUGUUUUUGUGUAAUGUUGUAGAAUAUUUUGUUUUCAUUGUGAAAUUCAGCAGUAUGAGUGUAUCAUAAGUUUCAGUAUUGUUUAAGCUUCAAUUUAGCUUUAUUUUUUAAAAAUAAACUUUUUAUUGUCUUUGCA